AUGAUUUUCAUCUCAAGCUCUUCGUCUCUGAACCUUGUCGAUUGGUUUUACUCAUGCAUUUAUCACUAUGAGGCCGACAUCCAUGGGCGUUUCUUGCCUUUGUGGCAGCAUCGCCCAGCGAGUCAGUCCGCGUCGCACCGACUCAAAAGUCACCGAGAUAUCCAUUAGUCACAGCGACACUGACAGACACGCUACCGGUAUCCUGUGCGCAUCGUAUUACCCGAUUGAGGAGCCUGGCCUCUACGGAAAUACUUCAGAACAUAUCGGCGCCGAUGGGUACGUGAGAUUCUUCUGUCGCAAGUGCGGCUGUCACAUUUUCCGACGCAAGGCGGUGGGAGACCGGGCGGUGGGAGACCAGGCGGAGUGGGAGGCAGCGACUGGAGCCUUGAUCGAUAGCACCGGCGACAACGCCGAGCAUAUCGGUGACGCGCGCUUCACGGUGCACACAUCAGUUUCCGAUACCAAAGACGGCGGCAUCUCCGUAUGGCUACCUCAAAUAGACAGCCACGCGCUAGACGCGAACCGGAAUCCGAACUUCUCCGUGGAGUCGCAGGCGAGCUCGUCCCUGCUGCCGUUAUCUCGGCUUGUUCCAGCGGACUCGCUGCCGGCAUCGUGUGUCUGUGGAGCCGUGAGCUUCCACAUUACCCGGCCUGACGAGCGAAGCUACCUCCCGCAUUCCGGCUUCUCCGACUUGCUCUACCCGGCCUGCAAGCAUUCCGAGCACAUCGUGAAGAAUCCGGACAACGUGAAAUGGUGGAUCCGAGCCGACGGAACCAAAUAUCUCGCCGGGACCUGCGCCUGCCGCCCAUGCCGCCUUGCCUCGGGGUUCGAGAUCCAGACCUGGGCGUUUGUCCCCCGCGAGAACAUCUUCCUCCACACGCCGGGCCCCGGUGAGCGACGCGCUGUGGUCCCGCUCGACUUCGCGGCGCUACCUCCGGGCGUGCUGCGGACCUACGAGUCGUCUCCGGGGGUGCUGCGCGAGUUCUGCGGGGGCUGCGGGGCCACGGUCUUCUGGCACGACAUCUGGCGGCCGGAUGUCAUCGAUGUCAGCGUUGGCCUGCUGCGCGCCCCGGAGGGUGCCAGGGCCGACACGUGGCUCGACUGGUGUAUGGAUCGCUGCAGUUUCGAGGAAGAGGCGGGCAGGGGCCGGACAGGAGAACCCGCGCGCUGGGCGAGGAGAUUAAUCGACGGUCUGGAACGAGGCUUGCGCUCACAGGCACAGUCAAGUUGAUACAACCCCGCUUGUCGCGGAUUCCCAUGGCCUCUUGUAUUAGAAACGCGGUGUCAUCACGAUCAAUGCCCGUAUAUACCUUCAUAUAAACGCUGUACCAGUCGCUAAACAUGGGCUAUAAUAUCUUGGCAAAGGUAAAUGCGCACAUGGGCCAGAGGAAUUCUGGGCUGAUCUGCAAAUCUCCAUCUACCCUUGGCCUUGUAUCCCUAAGGAUGGGUCCGCGAAGCCCGUGUCACCCCCCUAUGCUUGCGCGUUUCGCAAUAAUGGAGUUGCCAUGUAAUUGGGACGGAACAAGGGCGUCGUCCUAGAAUAGCCCAAAACUCGGGAAAGGCCUUGUCGGGGCAUUAUUCAAGAUAGAAUAUCGGCUUGCUUGGCAGAAGUAAGGUUUGAAUAGUGAUUUGUAUGUAGUCAAGCGAGCUCGACUAGGCGGUCCUCCACGGGAGGAACACGGAAAAU
Colletotrichum navitas is the source of this 1687-nucleotide messenger RNA. Its product is annotated as glutathione-dependent formaldehyde-activating enzyme. The coding region runs from base 68 to 1231 and encodes 387 amino acids. NCBI's taxonomy places the organism in Eukaryota, Fungi, Ascomycota, Sordariomycetes, Glomerellales, Glomerellaceae. The record is from RefSeq and is a predicted model, not a curated record. The transcript has a single exon.